Molecule: messenger RNA, 2393 nt
Organism: Periconia digitata
Lineage: Eukaryota; Fungi; Ascomycota; Dothideomycetes; Pleosporales; Periconiaceae
Source: the annotation of a GenBank genome assembly
CGCUGGUGGUGCGAACACAACGACCGGGAACAGCCUAUAUUAGACGCCUGAUGUCCACGAAUACACAAGAUUGCGUUGGUCAUUCUGUCGUUGUAUUCGUGAGAAGGGGAAAAAAAGGUGAGAGAAGCAUAUCGUACGACAUUGUUGCUGCGAGCGUGGCUUACUCCAAGCCACGAGGGUGAUACGGAUUUACCCGGAAGACCAUCACAUAAGCGACAAAUUGACUAUCAGGGCUAAAUGCACCCUGAUUUGAAGCUCAAUGGCUCUGCAAUUUUACUCCAGAAUAUAGAGCGGGGAUCAUAGCACCGACGCAUCGGCAACACCUAUCGGUCAAUUCAACGUUCAACCAGUUGCACAGCUGCUGCAUGUGCAAUCAACGCAGGGCUAUUCUAACAGGCUUCAGGAAUUUGCCGUCACUUUAUUCUUACCAGGCAGAGGUCCAUCCUAAUGGCAAAUUCUGCUGUUGAUAAGCAGACAGUAUAUAUAUCCACAGGUAUCCAGCCAUGGGCGUGAUUCAGCACUACACUCUCUGCUCCACAGGUUCGAGAAUGAGACCAACAAACUUCCCCAUUUUUUUCCUCUUGGUGGUUGGGAAUGCCCUAGCAGCCGACUGGAAGGGGGAGGUCAAGAAAGUAGACAACGCAACGUUUCAUUGCAAGUGCUACUCGGACCAUUCUUGCUACCCCAAGGCAGCGGAAUGGGCAGCGCUCAACAAAACCGUAGAGGGCCGCCUGCAGCUAGCAUUUCCUCCGGGUGCGGUGUGUCAUACUCACUUGGGAAAUAUAUCUACGUUUGAUGAAGCUGCGUGCGCCGAGUACAAGUCCCAUUUCAACGACGAACAGUAUCUCACGGAUGACGACGUUGCUGCGCUCUGGCCGCUCUACACCAAUAAUACAUGCAUUGUAACUGACAACCCGAGCGAUCCCUGCACUCAAGGCUUCUACGGAACUUAUGUCGUUCUAGCGACCAAAAAGGAGCAUAUCAAACACGGCAUUGAUUUUGCACGGGAGAAGAACUUGCGUUUGAUCAUCCGCAACACCGGACAUGAUUUCUUGGGACGUUCGACAGGCUACGAGUCCUUGAUCAUCAAUACGCAUAGCUUCAAAGACGUUCAAUUCUUGGAACAAUAUGAUGGUCCAGGGGACUGGACUGGUCGUGCCGCUACUGUGGGCGCUGGCAUCCAGGGCCGUGAACUGUUCCGCCACGCGUUCGAACAAAGCCCGAAACAGGUGAUAGUAGGGGGAGAGUGCCCUACUGUUGGAUGGGCGGGCGGAUAUAUCCAAGGGGGUGGCCAUGGGCCACUUACCACGAUAUACGGAAUGGGCGCAGACAGCGUGCUGUCCUUUGAGGCGGUUACAGCCAAAGGCGAGUACGUCACAGCAAACGCGGAAGAGAACCCGGAACUUUUCUGGGCCUUGAAAGGCGGUGGUCCAGCAUCUUUCGCGGUGGUUACUUCAGUUACAGUCAAGACAUUCCCUGAGAUGCCCACUGCAGGUACAAUCCUGAACAUCAAUAGCACGCAUACCAAUGAUAGUGCAAUCUUCAACCGGGGGUUCGAGAUAUUCCACAACCUUUCCAACCAUUAUACGGCUCAUGGAAUGUUUGUUUACUUUGAACUUUCUCAGGGAAGCCUUCAUGUUGCACCUUUCGUGGCUCCACGCAUGAACGAGACUCAGCUCCAUACUGCACUGCAGCCUCUCUUCGAUCAGCUCGAGGCUGCAAAUGUUCCUUACAGUAGAUAUACUAAAGACUUCCCAACAUUCUUCGAGCUCUAUGUCGACCUUUUCGAAGACGAAGCUUUUGCUGUACAAGGGAGCUCCACGGUUGGAGGGCGUAUAUUCACGCAGAAGGAUAUCGCGGAACGGGGGAGCGCAAUCGCCCGAGCUCUUCUAUUCGCUAACCAGCCAACAACCAAAUCAGUAGGUCUGUCAGUCGGCCAUAUAGUUAACCCGGGCUAUGGGGUUCCAGUGGCCGAUAACGCAAUCAACAAUAAAUGGAGAAACUCGUCCAGCUUCACCCUGACCAAUCUUUUGAUGAGUGGCCAGGAGAGUUGGGCAGAGAAGCGGGAAAUCGAAAGAAUCAACACAGAGGUUGUCGGCAAGGCGCUGAGGGAAGCGGGUCCAGACGGUGCGGCUUACGUGAAUGAGGGUGAUCUCAAUGAGCCCAACUGGCAAUUCACUUACUGGGGAGACAAAUACCCCAAGCUCUUGGAGAUACGCAAGAAGUGGGACCCGGAAGGCGUGUUCUAUGCGAAGACAACGCCUGGCACAGAGGAUUGGACGGUCCUGGAGACAGGAACGAAACUUGUAAGUAUAAGCGUGACCUUUCCUCUUGCUUGUGAUGCUGUACUGCUUGGCCAAACUUGCGUACUGACUCGACAUGUAUCAGUGUAA